AUGGUUCCUCAAGGUCAACAUAGAGGUAGAUUUAAUGCAUCAUCUCAAGUAGAAAUGGCAGUAGUAAUGAUUGGAGAAGAAUAUGGAAAUCGCGAUAUAAUUUUAUCUAGAAAAGACGAAAAGUUACAACGAAUAAGUGAAACUCAUAGGUCUUAUGAUUCUCUAGAAUAUCCACUGAUAUUUCUACACGGUGAAGAUGGUUAUGCUAUUGAUAUUUUGUCAUUUAAUGUUAAUUUAAAUGAAUACAAUAGUCAUAAAACUGUUUCUUCAAAACAGUUUUAUGCUAAUAGACUGAUGGUGAGGCACCUAAUCAUAUCUACAAUCAUUUACAUAAUUAUAGAAAACUUAUUAAUAAAUAUUGGGUUGAUAUGUAUCCCAAAAUAG
Messenger RNA from Macrosiphum euphorbiae (potato aphid), 384 nucleotides. Lineage: Eukaryota; Metazoa; Arthropoda; Insecta; Hemiptera; Aphididae. The record is from the annotation of a GenBank genome assembly.